Messenger RNA from Lolium perenne, 1935 nucleotides. NCBI's taxonomy places the organism in Eukaryota, Viridiplantae, Streptophyta, Magnoliopsida, Poales, Poaceae. The record is from RefSeq and is a predicted model, not a curated record.
AUGAGGUUUGCAAGCACACCUGGUGCUGCUAUGUACGGACGGCCGAUGGUGUAUGUGGAGUUUAUUUCAGCUAUUGAUGAUGCUGGAAGCAGUAGGAGCGCUGUAGAAGAGCAGUUGUCCAUCACCGCAGGCCCUAGCACCGGCAUGUCGGAGCAGGUUGCCAUCACCGCUGCUCCUAGCAUCGACCCAUCGGAGCAGAUGCCUAGCCACCAUAAUAUUGACCCAGGAUAUUGGUCUGCGGUCGUCGACAUCAGCGAAUACGUGGAGGGAUUGCCUGAGGCGUUGGAUGAUGACGCUCGUUCAUCUUCGUCCGAAUCGUCAUCGGAUGAAGAAGGAGUAGGUCCUUCCCAGAGGGCGGUCCCAGGUCCAAUGGACCCUGACUUCCUGCAGACCAUGACCAUAAGCAAUGAAUUUUGGUCUGUUCCAGGCCUAGGAGAGGAUAGUCUGCUAGUUGGGCAAAGUUUUCCUGACAAGGACUCCGCUGACCAGCCAAUAAAGAGGUAUGCAUUGAGCAUAUCUCGGGAGCACAGAGUGAAGCAGUCAGAUCGAAGUCAGCUAAAAGUGAUAUGUGUCAAAUUGAAUGAGGGGUGCAUGGGGAGAGUGAUCGCUCGAAAGAGCUCUGGGGUGGGGGCUAUGGCUAAGCACCGCAACGUCACCGCUAAAUAUUUGUCACAUAUCUUGCAAGUGGCGGUGGAAAAAGACAUCAAUGUUAGUGUGAAGACGCUGCAAGAGACUGCAGAAGAUCAGAUUGGCUUCUAUGUCAGCUCCGGAAAGGCAAGGCGUGCCAAGGAGGACAUUUUCCAGAGGUUGUAUGGCACAUAUGAGCAAUCAUAUGACCUAGCCCCCAUACUGCUCCAUCAGAUAUCAUCAAAUGGUACCUUCCUCACUGGAAAGUACAAGGGCACACUCAUGUUGGCGAUCGCAGCAGAUGCAAACAAUCAGGUCCUUCCUAUUGCAUAUGCAUUGGUGGAGAGCGAGAACAAAGAUAGCUGGUUCUGGUUCCUAUGCUGCUUGAAGAUUUCAGUUGUCGAAAAUCGCCCCAAUGUUUGCAUCAUCUCUGAUCGCAACACGAGGCUAUUGAGUGUGCUCGAAUUUAUGAAGGUGGCACAAGAUCCAGAAUGGGGGUGGCCCGAUCUAGAGACAAGGUGGUGCAUGCGGUAUUUGGCAGCCAAUUUUUACUCAAAGUUCAAGAACAAGGAUUGGUUCAAGCUGUUCAAGAGAAUGUGCAUGCAGAAGACAGAAGAGAAGAUGAAUGCAAUUUGGAGUGGAAUCAAUGCCAAAAUUGAGAAAGUUGCGUUGCCACAGAGAAAAGAUCGGAGGGGUCAUACCAUGACAGUUAAUUUGUCUACGUGGAUUGCCGAGAGUUGCCCCGAUUUAAGCAAGUGGGCGCUUGCUUACGACUCUGGGGCCCGGUACGGCAUAAUAACCACCAACAUGUCAGAGGUGUACAAUGGUGUGCUGAAAGGUGUGCGCGCCCUCCCUAUCACGGCGUUGAUUACUGAAACUUGGAACCGGACUUUGUCGUACUUUGCAGACAGAGUCCAGGUUGCGAACGCUCGGGACGCACUGAAGAAGCCAUGGUCUGAAAAGAUGCAGCGACAUCUGGACGAGAAAGCAAAAAAAUCACAAAGCCAUGGUUUCCGUCAAAUUGACGCACUUAGGAAUAAGUGGGAAAUACAUGUACGCGCCAAAUUUGUGAAAGGCCACCACAGAGGCUCAAGAAAGCAUGCUGUCACCCUCGGAACUAGCUCGUGUGAGUGCAGUUGUAACAAACCAAAACUUUUUGGAUACCCUUGUAGUCAUGUCCUCAAGGCUGCUUCAGCACAGAACAUCAGCGUGGAGACCUACAUAUCUCCGUACUUCAACACAUACAACCUACAUAUAGGGAUGUAUGGCCGGAUAAAUCCACCAUAUGGGUUCCGGACCCGACGUUGA